Molecule: messenger RNA, 3084 nt
Organism: Phytophthora nicotianae INRA-310
Lineage: Eukaryota; Oomycota; Peronosporomycetes; Peronosporales; Peronosporaceae
Exons: 1
Coding region: 212-1462 (416 amino acids)
Source: RefSeq, a predicted model, not a curated record
UUGCGCAUCUCACUGGCUUGAUCAGCACGUCCGGGGAUUCGUCCAAAAAGAGUCAAACCGAACCCUUUUUACCCGGCAAGCGUGGAAGAAAAACCCACACAGAGCCGCUGGCCUGUAGAACGCAAAGUGCUCGAAACGAGAGAAGUGCGAAGAAGAGAAAGAAAGAGAACCAGGAAAACAGGGAAACCAUUGACGCUCAAGUAGCUCGAGAAUGUGCCGGCCGAUAGAGUCACGCGAUUCUCUGGGCGCUAUGGGCCCAGCCGCCGUCGCGUUGUUCGCGGGAUACCAACCCGCUGCAGGCGCUAACAAGGCUGUGCUGAGCCAGAACGCUAAGCCCGCGGGCCGCGCGCCCGCCUGGUCCGCCGCUGGAGACAUGGGCUUCGGCACGGACGGGAUGAACAUGCUGAGCAUGGCGGCGCCUCCUCCGGCGCUUCCUUUCGUGUCCUUCCCGAAGAACAACAGCCUGCCGACUAUGCCUUGGAGCUCGGCCCCGACGACCGAUCUUUUGAGUAUGGGUCUGCCCAGCGAGUUCGCGGCCACCCCUGCCCCCGUGGAGGCCAAGCCUGAAGUCACCAUCCCGCAGCCCGACUUUGAGGCUCAGGAACUGGAAGAGCUGUUGGAUUUUUCGAUGCCUGGCGAGCUGGAGAGCAUCGGCAAGGACAAACCCGACCUCGUGAACCUGGAUGACGGCUUUGACGGUACGGAGAUGUCGAUUCUGUACAGUUUUUUGGUGGAUGCUCCCGAGGACAAGUCCAAGAAGACCGUGGAGAUUGAUGACGGUAUCUUGAACCUGAACGUGCUGACGGGCUCCCCCAUCGAGGGACUCAUGGAGUCGCUCGAGUCCGACUUCACGGACACGGAGCUGAUGCUGACUCCGCGUCGCCCGGAGCCGCACAUGGCUCCCAAGAUCAUGACCAAGCCAGGUGAGGUGAAGAGUCGCCGUCUCUGCAAGAGCGAGGGAUGCUACAAGCGCUCGCGCUCGAACGGUCUGUGCAUCUCGCACGGCGGCGGUCGUCGCUGCGCUGUUGAGGGCUGCGACAAGAGCUCGCAGGGCGGCAACCUUUGCAUCCGUCACGGCGGAGGCAAGCGCUGCAGCCACGAGGGCUGCGACAAGGCCGCACAAUCGAACUUCCUGUGCAAGGCUCACGGUGGUGGCCCGCGUUGCCAGUUCGCUGGCUGCACGCGCAGCUCGCAGGGCGGAGGCUUUUGCCGCUCACACGGUGGUGGCAAGCGCUGCAUGUUCGACGGCUGCGACAAGGGAACGCAACGUGGUGACUACUGUGCGCUCCACGGCGGUUCGCGUCUGUGCGAGGUGCCAGGCUGCAUGCGUAAUGACCGCGGUGGAGGCCUGUGCGCUACGCACGGCGGUGGCAAGCGUUGCACCAUUGAGGGCUGCAGCAAGCCAUGCCGUCGCAAAGGCCUGUGCUCGGCACACCUGCGCCAGUCGGAGGCAAGCAAGUAAUGGACGGGUCGACCGAGUGGAAGUCGCUCCGCUCUAAUCAGAGGAGUUGACGAUGGUGAAGGUGGGACGACGACACGGAGAGAUGAAGAAGAAGAGGAGGUGGUGAAGGAGAGGGACUGGAGGAUUGGAGGAGACGAGGAAGUGGAAGGCGGAAGCUGACGGGUCUAGUGGCAUUGGAAUCUUUUGUUGCUACGUGGCCCUGGGGGAAUCAAUGCAAGCGUGUUACGCGACUUCACCUGACUGGGGAGAACGUUGGGCUAUUCGGUGAAGUGUGCGGUGGAUGAUUGGUUGGUGGCCCUGGGGCCCGGUUCAGUUGGUCGAAGCCUCGAACCGCGGGGUUUGCUCUCGUUGGAGAGGGGCUUCGGCCGACGACGGCAGCAGAGGAGGCUCUGCAUUAUUCAUAUGGUGUAUAAUUGGCUUGGCGGCUGCGUGCAAGUGCGCGGCGCGUCGUGACGAGGGAAGGUCAAGAGUCAUCGAGUGGUGGAGUCGAGCGGCUGUCCCGUCCAGUUUCCAGAGGUUGAAGGCUGGCGAGGAAUGAGGCCGGUGGCGAGUCGGCUCGGUGCUUUGGUUCUUCGCGUCAGCUCUUCUUUAUUUACAGCGAGGAGAUGUAGGACUAAUGCCAUUUUGACCUUUAACAGCCUGCGGGUUCUGUGGUGUCAAGUCUGUUCAUAUACAGUUGCAAUUAGUUGAGGUUUAAGUGUGUAUGUUUGGGCUGCUGCUGCUUCUUGGUCGCCUGCACUCAUGACAGCAUGUGCAUGGCAGACAAUUUCCGCUUCUUCCGUUCGACAAGUUUGCAACAUACAUGCUGAAACGAAUGCGGCACUGCGUUUGUGAACGCCCAACGUCGUCACCGAGCACGAGACAAACGAACAAUUCUGGGCAUCAUCUAUUGGAUACCUUCGAGUCUUUUGCUGCACGAAGCUAUUGUACUUCAUGAUGUCUGGCAGGCAAUGCCUGAGCUCCAAAAUGGGUGCAAGCCCAGCGCAGAGAAUCACUGCUUGAUCCAAAAAUCACUACAGACAGAAGUUGCUACUGCUACCAACAUGGAACACCGUACGCUCCGUUGAUUUCCGUUUGGGCCUCAUCAUUUCCGCUUGAAGAUGCCUCGCAGCGGUUGGAUAUAUAACAUCAUGUAUAGCGCCAAACGUAGUAGUAUUUGAGUAGAUUAUACAUGCGGAACAGGAUAGUAGUAAGUGGCGGCUGCUGCAUCCUUCCUUGGGACUGUAGCUCACAUGAGCUUGGAACUGGCGACGUGGAAAGGGUUCUUCUUCUUGCCCGUUUGAGGCUUGCUGGGUCCCAGUAAAUACUCGAGCGAGAACUUAUCCGUGAUGCGCUGCUGCGGCUUCUUGUUCACCUUCAGUAGCCGGUUGCUCGAUACGACAAAGGGGCUUUUGCCGCCGUUCAGAGUGGCCAGAUUGAACUUCUCCGCGAGCUUUGGGUCCUGGCUGCGACGCAGAGCGGCGGUAGCGGAUGAGGCAAGUCGCGAGGUCAUUGUGGUUAUAUCGGGAGUUCAAGAAUGAGAUGAGUUGUCGUUUGUUAAACUUCAUGUUUUUAUUUUCAAACAAAUUCCUGGAAACAAGGUUUGUAUUGGAUGGAGACCUUUAGAAUAGCAUCGUGUGGUG